This is a messenger RNA of Colletotrichum aenigma, 900 nucleotides long. RefSeq lists its product as uncharacterized. The transcript has 2 exons. NCBI's taxonomy places the organism in Eukaryota, Fungi, Ascomycota, Sordariomycetes, Glomerellales, Glomerellaceae. The record is from RefSeq and is a predicted model, not a curated record. Bases 1 to 900 code for a protein of 299 amino acids.
AUGACCUCCCUGCCGCGUCGAAACUUUUCAGCGCAUCCCAACAUCAAACUGCUCCCGGGUCUUGACUUUGAUGUUCCCCAAGACGCUCCUUUCGCCAGCCAGCAACACUCGGGCCUAGUCGCUAAAAUGUUCCUUCCUCGUGCCGUCAACCAGCCUGCGCCUCUUGAGGGUUCGAUCAAUGCCGCCGACCGAUUUCGCCAGCUUAUGGAGGUUGGUCUGCGAAUUUAUCAAUCCAACCCAAAGCUAGCCAGCGUCAGAGAGGUCUUUGUCCAAGCUCUCAGGCAGCUCCGCGGGCUCCACCCCAAUUGGAACUUCGAUGCCGCCCCGCGCAAGUCGUCUGCCAUCAUCGACCAAGUCAUUACCGCUCGGAAGCGAUUCUUGACUAAAGGAGGCGACAAUCCUCAGAUCAGGUCGACGUUCUUGCCGUUCCUCCAAGCCAUUGAUGAGUUCAUUGACGGUGCCGAAUCAAAGAUCGCUGCUCAACAGGCAGCCAAUGCCCCUCUCGUACUCCCAGCUCAGGCUGGCCGGAAGCGGACCUCCGACGAUCUCGAGGAUAAGAUUUAUAACCUCCCGAAGAUGCGCCGAAUCACUCCCAGUGAGAACGAGGACGAGGCGGAGGGUUCGGCGAAGACCACUGACGAGGAAGUCGCGUGUUCAAAGUGCAAGGGUCUUGAGGCUGGUUUGAAGGCGGCAAAUAAGCGUGCUGAACUUGUCGCUCCCCGCGUUCACGAUGGCUGGGUCCACCGUAUGCACCAACUCUGGGAUGUGGUCCGACCUGCCGUCAACCGCGAGAGAAAGGAUCAAGGCAAAGCAGAGUUGGAGUCGGACCAACUUGUGCGAUUCCUGCGCACUUCCAAGCUCGGAGAUAUCGCCGAUGAUAUUCUCGGUCUGAAGUCGUGA